Molecule: messenger RNA, 6323 nt
Organism: Seriola aureovittata
Lineage: Eukaryota; Metazoa; Chordata; Actinopteri; Carangiformes; Carangidae
Product: NACHT, LRR and PYD domains-containing protein 14-like
Exons: 17
Coding region: 501-4595 (1364 amino acids)
Molecular function (GO): protein binding
Source: RefSeq, a predicted model, not a curated record
ACCUUCGUGGCCAUUUGAGAUUAGAUUCCUUAGUUAACGAGGUGAACUUGAAUGCACCAUGAAGUCCCUGUAGCGCCCACACACGUUAACGUACAGUCAGUGGAGACCGUGUCUCUCCAGCCAUGACACUCACACAGACCUCUGCACCAAAACACCCUGCUCCUUUCAACUGAGGAUCUUUUUAAACAUGUAACUGAAGCAGGUGAAGAGGUGACCGAAGUCAAAGCACCGAGAUUCAGUGGUCUUUUUGUGCUACUAAAUUUUUAAAGUUAGGAGCACAAGCCUCGAUGGCUGUGUUGCCAUGGAAACCAUGGUAAUGCAAGUCUUGCCAAGAAUGACCAGAGAUACUGUAAGGACUAUGGGACAGCAGCAAGAAAACUGCUUGUCAAGGCUGAGUGACGAUCACAGUUACACAGAGUUGAGACUUGGUGGUUGUGUAUGCUCAGGACAACAGAACAUGGAGGAGUUCCUGCACUUGAAGACUGACUGAAGUCCUGAAGAUGAGUGAUGGUGUGGAGGAAGAGGAGGACGGAGCAAAGUCUCCAGGAUCCAUCUGUCUGUCUAUGAAGAGUGACCGGUCCAAAGGAGAACCUAUAGAUUUCAGUGAUGAACCUGGACCCUCAGACUCACAAGGUCAGAACCAGAGACUGAGAGCAGAGUCUCCAGGAUCCAUCUGUCUGUCUAUGAAGAGUGACUGGUCCAAAGGAGUUCCUAUAGACUUCAGUGAUGAACCUGGACCCUCAGACUCACAAGAGAAGAGGAGUGGAGUCUCUGUGGAGGAGCAGCAGGUUUUAGAUCCACAUAAGAUCAGUCUGAGGAGCAGAUGUGAAAAUGUGACUGAAGGAACUGAUGGAACAGGAAGUGGAACCCUCCUCAACAGGAUCUACACUGAGCUCUACAUCACAGAGGGACAGAGUGAAGAGGUUAAUACCCAACAUGAGGUGAGGCAGCUGGAGACAACUUCCAAGAUGGAGACCCUCCAUGACGCUCCAAUCAGGUGCCACGACAUCUUUAAAGCCUCAGCUGACCAACAGAGAGAAGACGUCUUUAAAGCCUUACCUGACCGAAAGAGACGCCGCAUCUCUAAAGCCUUACUUGUCCGACAGAGACGCGACAUCUUUAAAGCCUCACCUGUCCAGCAGAGACCCAUCAGAGUGGUUCUGACCAACGGCGUUGCUGGCGUUGGAAAAACCUUCUCAGUGCAGAAGUUCUCUCUGGACUGGGCAGAGGGCUUGGAGAACCAAGAUGUCAGUCUGCUGGUUCUGCUUUCGUUCAGGGAGCUGAACCUGAUCAGAGAUCAGCGGUACAGUCUUCUCAGGCUGCUCCAUGUUUUCCAUCCAACAUUACAGAAGGUCACAGCAGAGCAGCUCGCUGUCUGUAAAGUUCUGUUCAUCUUUGACGGCCUGGAUGAAAGCAGACUGUCACUGGAUUUCAACAACAGGAAGUCUGUGUGUGAUGUCACACAGGAGUCAUCAGUCAAUGUGCUGCUGACAAACCUCAUCAGGGGGAAUCUGCUUCCCUCGGCUCUCGUCUGGAUAACUUCCAGACCUGCGGCGGCCAAUCAGAUCCCUCCUACAUGUGUGGACAGGGUAACAGAAGUACGAGGCUUCACUGACGCCCAGAAGGAGGAGUACUUCAGGAGGAGAUCCAGUGAUGAAGAGCUGUCCAGCAGAAUCAUCUCACACAUCAAGACGUCCAGGAGCCUCCACAUCAUGUGUCAAGUCCCAGUCUUCUGCUGGAUCACUGCUACAGUUCUGGAGCACAUGUUGACCACAGACCAGAGAGGAGAGCUGCCCCAGACCCUGACUGACCUGUUCUCACACUUCCUGCUGGUUCAGACACAGAGGAAGAAGAACAAGUACCAUGAGGGACGUGAGACGAGUCCACAGGAGCUGAUGGAGGCUGACGGGGAAGUUCUUCUGAAGCUGGGGAGGCUGGCGUUUGAACAGCUGGAGAAAGGAAACAUCAUGUUCUACCAAGAAGACCUGGAGCAGUGUGGUCUUGAUGUCACAGAGGCCUCGGUGUACUCAGGACUUUGUACUGAGAUCUUCAGAAGAGAGAGUGUGAUCUUCCAGAAAACAGUCUACUGCUUUGUUCAUCUGAGCGUUCAGGAGUUUCUGGCUGCAGUCUACAUGUUCCACUGUUACACCAACAGGAAGACAGAGGUCCUGGAGAACUUCCUGAGAGGAGACUUCAAACAGAGAGACUCCAAACAGAGAGACUUCGAACAGAGAGACUUCGAACAGAGAGACUCCAAGCUGGAGUCUUUUCGUAAGAAGAUUUCUACAUUUUUUGGAAUCAAUAAGAGCAGUGAUCCAAAGCUUGCCAUCGUUCAUCCACCUCUCGAUGUCUUCCAGAGGAAACAACAUGUUGAUUUAACCCUCGAUGUCUUCCUGAGGAGAGCCAUGGAGAAAUCCCUCCAAAGUAGAAACGGUCACCUGGACCUGUUUGUCCGCUUCCUUCAUGGCCUCUCUCUGGAGUCCAACCAGAGACUCUUAGGAGGUCUGCUGGGUCAGACAGAGAACAGUCCAGGAACCAUCCAGGAAGCCAUCAACAACCUGAAGGAGAUGAUCAGAGGUGAUAUCUCUCCUGACAGAAGCAUCAACAUCUUCCACUGUCUGACGGAGAUGAAGGAUCACUCAGUUCAUCAGGAGAUCCAAGAGUUCCUGAAGUCAGAGAACAGAUCAAGGAAGAAACUCUCUGUGAUCCAGUGCUCAGCUCUGGCCUACAUGCUGCAGAUGUCAGAGGAGGUUCUGGAUGAGUUGAACCUGAAGAACUACAACACAUCAGAGGAGGGACGAUGGAGACUGAUCCCAGCUGUGAGGAACUGCAGAAAGGCUGAACUUUUUUAUUGUCAACUGUCAGAGACUCACUGUGAAGUUGUUGCCUCAGCUCUGAAGUCCAACCCCUCCCACCUGAGACUCCUGGACCUGAGUAAAAACGAGCUGCAGGAUUCAGGAGUGAAGCUUCUGUCUGCUGGACUGGAGAGUCCAAACUGUAGACUGGAGACUCUGGGAUUGGAGCGCUGCAGUUUGUCCGAUAUCAGCUGUUCUUCUCUGGCCUCAGCUCUGAAGUCCAACCCCUCCCACCUGAGACACCUGGACCUGAGCUUCAACGAGCUGCAGGAUUCAGGAGUGAAGCUUCUGUCUGCUGGACUGGAGAGUCCAAACUGUAGACUGGAGACUCUGGGAUUGUGGGACUGCAGUUUGUCAGAGAUCAGCUGUUCUUCUCUGGCCUCAGCUCUGAAGUCCAACCCCUCCCACCUGAAACACCUGGACCUGACUAACAACAAGCUGCAGGAUUCAGGAGUGAAGCGUCUGUGUGGUUUUCUGGAGAGUCCAGACUGUCGACUGGAGACUCUGAGAUUGGAGCGCUGCAGUUUGUCAGAGAUCAGCUGUUCUUCUCUGGCCUCAGCUCUGAAGUCCAACCCCUCCCACCUGAGAGAACUGGACCUGAGAGACAACAAGCUGCAGGAUCCAGAUGUGAAGCAGCUGUGUGAUCUUAAGGAUAGUCCAGACUGUCGACUGGAGACUCUGAGAUUGUGGAGCUGCAGUUUGUCAGAGAUCAGCUGUUCUUCUCUGGCCUCAGCUCUGAAGUCCAACCCCUCCCACCUGAAACACCUGGACCUGAGUCUCAACAAGCUGCAGGAUUCAGGAGUGAAGCGUCUGUGUGGUUUUCUGGAGAGUCCAGACUGUCGACUGGAGACUCUGAGACUGUGGAGCUGCAGUUUGUCAGAUAUCAGCUGUUCUUCUCUGGCCUCAGCUCUGAAGUCCAACCCCUCCCACCUGAAACACCUGGACCUGAACUACAACGAGCUGCAGGAUUCAGGAGUGAAGCGUCUGUGUGGUUUUCUGGAGAGUCCAGACUGUCGACUGGAGACUCUGAGAUUGAUGCGCUGCAGUUUGUCAGAGAUCAGCUGUUCUUCUCUGGCCUCAGCUCUGAAGUCCAACCCCUCCCACCUGAGAGAACUGGACCUGAGUAACAACAAGCUGCAGGAUCCAGACCUGAAGGAUCUGUGUGAUCUUAAGGAGAGUCCAGACUGUCGACUGGAGACUCUGAGAUUGAGGAACUGCAGUUUGUCAGAGAUCAGCUGUUCUUCUCUGGCCUCAGCUCUGAAGUCCAACCCCUCCCACCUGAAACACCUGGACCUGAGGGACAACGAGCUGCAGGAUCCAGGAGUGAAGCGUCUGUGUGGUUUUCUGGAGAGUCCAGACUGUCGACUGGAGAGUCUGAGAUUGAUUGAUUGCAGUUUGUCAGAGAUCAGCUGUUCUUCUCUGGCCUCAGCUCUGAAGUCCAACCCCUCCCACCUGAGAGAACUGGAACUGAGUCUCAACAAGCUGCAGGAUUCAGGAGUGAAGCGUCUGUGUGGUUUUCUGGAGAGUCCAGACUGUCGACUGGAGACUCUGAGAUUGAUGGGCUGCAGGUUGUCAGAGAUCAGCUGUUCUUCUCUGGCCUCAGCUCUGAAGUCCAACCCCUCCCACCUGAAACACCUGGACCUGAGAGGAAACGAGCUGCAGGAUCCAGAUGUGAAACAGCUGUGUGAUCUUAAGGAGAGUCCAGACUGUCGACUGGAGACUCUGAGCUGGAGGUGGUGAAGAGGUGUGUGUGUGUGUGUGUGUGUGUGUGUGUGUGUGCGUGUGUGUGUCUGUGUGUGUGUGUGUGUGUGUCUGUGUGUGUGUGUGUGUGUGUGUGUGUGUGUAUGUGUGUAUGUGUGUGUCCUGAUGAUCCAGAUGUUGAAGCAGCAGCUGGUGUGUAGAGGCUCUGACUGGACCAUGUUACUGGGAGGUGGAGUGGAGAGGAGAGCUUCAUCCAGUGACUGACAGAGGAAUCAGAAGAAGUGGAGAUGACUCUCAGUGCUGCAGUCUGAACUGCACAAGAUAGUCAUAGUACAAACAAUCAUGACAUGUAUAGCCUAGCCAUGGCUGUAUGUCAUUUCUUAUAGAUUAGCUGCCAAAUAUAGUAAAAACACAGCCUAAAACAGAACAAUCACAAUAGAAACACAGAACGAACAAUAUGCUUCUCUUGUUAUUAGACAGAUUACCAACACAAUGUAAUGGAUUGUGAAAUAAUAGUAAUGAUAAUGAUAAGCUACGGGCUUUUAAAAGUAACAAAAAAAAAAAAAUAUAUAUAUAUAUAUAUAUAAUGAUAAUAAUAAUAAUAAUAAUAAUAAUAAUAACUGUAAUAGCGAAAAAGAUAUUAACAUUCACAAAUUUGGAAAUUGCCAUACCCACAGUUAGUCAUCAGUUUGGUUUUCUGUUAAGUCUGAGUUCUUGACAUAUUGAAUAAAUGGUUCCAUAUACCUUCAAAUACAUGCUGUUUGGCUUUCAGAAUAUAAGUAAUUCUUUCCAACGGUAGGCUUGAUAACAUUUGUUUUAACCAUUGACUGGUACUUGGUUGAUGGGUUCUUUUCCAUAGUAAUGCAAUACAUUUUUUGGCAUUUAACAAGCUUAGAUCUAUAAGUGCUUUUUCAUACUUACUGAAGUUAUGUUUCUCUGGAUAAAGGCCCAGCAAGAAAAGCUUAGGAUCCAAUGAUAUUGAUUUGGAAACAAUCUUUUCGAUUAUUACUCUUAUCUCUUCCCAGAAUUUAAUAAUUAUUCUAAAACUGCCAAAGGCAGUGAAAUAGUGUUCCUCUAUCUUCUGUACAUUUUGUGCAUAUGUCUGGUAUAUUCGGGUCAUAUCUAUUCAAUUCCAUCGGUGUCACAUACAUCCGCAUUAACCAUUUAUAUUGUAUUAUUCUAAGGCGUGCAUUUAUGGAUCCAGAAUGAGCGUUGGCACAUGCGGCUUCCCACUCUUCCUUGGAAAUAUCUGUUUGUAUGUUUUCCUUCCAGGCCCUUAGCUUAUAUGUUGAGUUCUCACUUGAAAACGAUACCAACAAAUUGUAGAGUUCUGAUAUUGCACCUUUUCUCAGACAAUUCUUUGUUACAAUUUUUUCUAGUUCUGUGCUACAGGGUUUAGAAAGUACAUUGCUUUGAUUUAUUUUAACAUCAUUUCUAAGCUGAAGGUACUUGAAGAAAUGUUUUCUAUUAAGAUGAUAUUUAGCUCUUAGUUCUUCAAAGGACAUCAUAUCAUCUGAGUUUGUUGUGUACAGAUCUUGAAUUGUUUUUAGUCCCUUAGUUAACCACAAUUUGAAUGUUGCAUCUGCCCUGCCUGGUACAAAGAACUGAUUACCCCAAAUUGGGGUAAAUUGCGAUAGUGAUUGUGGUUCGUUUAAGUAUUUCUUCACUUCAUACCAAAUCUUUAUCAUAUGUUUAACAAUUGGAUUUUUAGUUUGUUUACAAAGCUUUUGUACAGUGUCUGAAUAAAUAUAUGAAGGGAGAGAUAGA